Molecule: messenger RNA, 1425 nt
Organism: Thunnus maccoyii (southern bluefin tuna)
Lineage: Eukaryota; Metazoa; Chordata; Actinopteri; Scombriformes; Scombridae
Gene: ap1s3b
Product: adaptor related protein complex 1 subunit sigma 3b
Exons: 6
Coding region: 137-607 (156 amino acids)
Biological process (GO): vesicle-mediated transport; intracellular protein transport
Cellular component (GO): membrane coat; intracellular membrane-bounded organelle; AP-1 adaptor complex
Molecular function (GO): clathrin-cargo adaptor activity
Source: RefSeq, a predicted model, not a curated record
UCAACUUUCACACUGCAGUGAACGACGGAUAGAGAGGAUAUGUGUUCAGUUGGACUUGCUGACCCUUUGUGAGGGUUAAAGUACUUAUUUUUUUUAAUCGUUUCAGAGCAUUAAUAGCUCUUGGCGCGGCGUCAAAAUGAUGCGUUUCCUGCUGCUCUUCAGUCGCCAGGGGAAACUGCGUCUGCAGAAGUGGUUUACACCCAUAUCGGAACGUGAGAAGAAGAAGAUAAUCAGGGACAUGACCACCAUGGUGUUGGCAAGACAACCACGCUCCUGUAACUUCCUGCACUGGAAAGACCUUAAGAUUAUUUACAAGAGAUAUGCAAGCUUGUAUUUCUGCUUGGGUGUAGAGAACCAGGAGAAUGAGCUGUUAGCCUUGGAGGUUAUUCAUCGCUACGUGGAGCUGCUGGACAAAUACUUUGGCAAUGUGUGUGAGCUGGACAUAAUCUUUAACUUUGAGAAGGCCUAUUUUAUUCUGGAUGAGUUCCUAAUGGGAGGGGAAAUACAGGAAACCUCCAAACAGAUGGUGAAUCGCGCCAUCGAAGCCUCAGACAUGUUACAGGAGGAUGACAACAGUGAGUGGUAUGAGGUGGAGCUGUUUGGAUGACCUUGAAUAUGGACAGACAGACCAUGGAGGAGUAUAUGAGCAAACCUGCAUUUUAACCCGUGGAAAAAGGACAUAAGUAACACUGGGGGGAAAUACAGGAACCAGAUGUACUGUACAUGAGUCAAAGAAGUUUCUGAACAUGGAAAUGGGAUUUACUUUGAUUCCACUGGACUUUUUCAAAAGAGGAAAUGGGCAUAUUGAAUGUCUGCUCGCCUUCCGCCUGAAACACUGCUGCAAUGUAACUUCAUUUGAGGGUAAAUCUCAUAUGUGUUCAUAGUCUUGCACUCAUUUGAAGGAGGGGAUGGGGUUUCAUCACAUUAAUUGCUGUGAUUAAAUUCAAAUGAAGUAGUAAUAGAGGAUCAGGGAUAUGAAAAGCAUAACCAUGAAGUGAUUUUUAGGUUUAUAAAUUUGCUUCAUUCAUAUUUAAAUCAUGCCUUAACAUAUUGGAAUUGAAUGAUUUUAUUCCAAAAAUUAUGAAGAACUAAUUUUAAGGGAAAUUGUGCUUCUCUGCAAUUUGUGUGAAUAUUGAAAAGAACAAAUUUAAUUCUUAAAAAACAUGUUUGUAACAGAUGUCACGUUUUGUAAUUACAAUAUGAACCAAUAAUAGGCUUUGCUUUCACACCUGCAUACAACAGAUUUUUGAAUCAGACUGAUUAUGAAGAAUUUCUUACAGUUUUUAAUCUAUAUAAACUAUCGCUUCUGUUUGGGGCCAUUAGUCUUCACAAGGAGCUGUGUCUAGUGCGGGUGUGAAUAUCACUGUUUUUAUAACGUGCAAUUUAUGAUGUCGGAGCUUGUGAUUAAAAUAUGUAUUUUGAUAA